ACAAAUAUUUGUCAUACGACUCUCAUCACCCAGUAAGCCAUAAAAGAUCGGUGGCAAAAACUUUGCUUCAAAGAGCUGAAUCGUUGCCGUCAAACAGUGAUUCUCAAGCUAAUGAACGUGAAUAUGUUCUAAAUGUUUUAGGGGGAAACAAUUACCCAAAGCGUUUUCUUAAUGAUUGCUUGAGGCCACGUGUUUGUAGGAACCAAACUAACUCCGAGGGUGAUACCUCCGUUAAGGGUUUUGCAAUAGUUCCAUACAUUCAAGGUGUCACAGAACCAAUCAAGAGAAUCUUAAGUAAUUGUAAUAUUAAGGUUGCCUUAAAACCCUAUUUGACUUUAGGCCAUAUUUUCGCAAAGCCAAAAGAUCCUGUUGAAAAAAAUCAGAAGACUCAUGCUAUAUAUUCUAUACCAUGCGGUGACUGCGACAAAGAGUAUUUGGGUCAGUCUAAACGCCAGUUUGGUACACGGCUAAAAGAACAUCAAAAGGCUGUUUCAACUUUAGACAAGGGAAAAUCAGCUUUAGGCGAACAUGUAUGUUACACCAAACACGAGAUUGCGUGGGAAAACUCUAAAGUAAUUACCACAAACAAUCGCUAUGGUCAAAGACUUUGCCUAGAAGCGUGGCAUAUAAAUAUGAGUCAUCAUGCUUUGAAUAGGGAUGACGGCGCCUAUUUGCCAGAGGAAUACAUGCAUCUUCUUGGCAGGUGACGUCAUCCCUUGGGUAUUUAAGAAGCCACGAUCGCAGUUUUAGAUCACCCCUGAUGAAGACACUAGACUGGAGUGUCGAAACGUUGGGUCUUGAUUACAAUUCGACUGGGCUUUGUAAUCAUUUAUUUAAACCAGAGUAGCGAGCGAAACAUGGUUCCGAAAAAUGUUGACCAGUUCAUUUCCUAUAAACUUCGCUGAGUUCCUCUGAACAAUUCCUCAACAAUCAGAUUGCUCAAAAAUAAAAUAUAAAAUUUGAUUGGUCAAUGAAACAGGAAGUUAGGAACUUUUUAAGGAACUUGAGGAAUUGUUCAGAUGAACUCCUCGAAGUUAGGAAAUGAACUGAUCAACAUUUUUCGGAACGCUUCUAUUGGCACGACUGUAACAGCCAUUGUAUUUGGACUGGAAUGGAACGUGUUUUCCUCCAAAAUAACAGCCAUAUUUUUGUCUUGUAAAUGUCAAGGGAUUGAUUGCAAACCAUGAAUGAACUAAGAUCAUUUGUAAUUAUGUGUUGUUUUUGGCUGAAAAAUUAUUAACAGUUGGAUUAUUUAUAGUGUAAUAAGAUUAAUUAAUAUAAAAUAUUAUUACAUUUUAGGAUAUUACUUCAUUUUAACAUGGCAAUUUUAUAUAUUCUAAAAUUACCGUAAUCGCUCGUAUUGAGCCCUCUUUAAAAAACCCUCCCACUCUUUUAAGCCUUCCUGUUUCGAUAAUUACCCCCUCCCUUAAAGGUGCCGGGGAAAGUAGGCCCCAGGGCGGGGGGUUAUAACAGAGAAUACGGUAAUUUUCUUGUUAUAUAGAUGUUGAGUUUUCCGAUAGGAUGAACUUAUGAGAAAACUCGCUUUGCAAUGCAUAUAAGCAAAUUAGAAAGGCGAAACAUUUUUCUUACCCGUGGGAAAAUGUUUCGUCUAAUCAAAUGAUACAACAAUGACGUAUGAGUAAAUUUGUUUACGGCGGAACUUUCGCGCCUUUUGUUAUGACUUUGUUUAUUUUGCCUGAAGGUGAACAAAAAUUAUAUUUUGUCGCAUGAAAUAAAAAACAUGGAUUGGUUUGGCAAAAAAUAUAAUGUAAGGGACCGGUCAUUAAAGCGGCAGUGUCACACGCUGCGCAUCCGUUCUGCGCAUAACAAACCGAUUUUCGGAAUAUGUCGGAAAAGGUCGGUAUCACAACAUUCCGACUAUAAAAAUGUGCAUAUAUUCACAUUUUCAGCGGCGGAAAAGACCAAAUAAUUGCUUCAUUUCACACAGGUUAACAAUUAUAGUUGUAAAAGUUCAUGUGCCACCAAAAGAAACGAGAACAGUAACCGAGGUUGCCCGCGUAAGGCAAAUAUUAAAGAACGUUGUGUAUUCUGCCAGCUGCAAGUGUGGAGAACUCGCAAAACUCCUCAGUCUCCUUGCAAGAAUAGGGUAUGUGUGCGAAUCAAAUGUACUUGGCGGUAUCUUUUAUUUGUGUUGGCAUAUUAUACCACAUUAUAUUUACUGUUUAUCCUACUUUGUUGUAGGAGAACGUUUGCGAAAGUACCAUGUAGUGCAUGUACUUCGUGGCCUCACACAGCGUGCAACUGUCAACACUGAGAAAACGAUGAUAUUAAUACUGUAAGGUUUGUGAAUUUCUAAUACAUCUUAUUAAAUUGUUUACAACGUUUUUCAAAUGAGGUAUAUUAAACAUGUUUGAAGAUGCGGUACAGUCCGUAUGUAAACAAAGGCUUUGUUUACAUUUCAGUAUCCAAAAUACUGAAUUUUAUUGGACGACUACAGUAUUUAUAUUUUCAUGAUUCUAGAGUAUAAUAAAUUAUCAAGACACAACGAUCAAUCUUUGCAGGAAUAUAAAAUGAAAUAAAAACCUAAAUAAACUGUUUGUAUAAUAAAAAGAGGCCUCCUGUGAGCAGAUGCACAGAUCUGACUGUACUGCAUCUUUAAGUUGAAUAACUUUGGCUGAAACUGUUGAAUGGUGAUACCAGGGGCAAAACUAGCCCCUUUUAAUUGGGUGGUGUCUGCUAGAAUUUCCCUGCGAAAGUCGAUGAUGCCCUGCAGCAAAAAUUUUUUUGGCCGCUAUUUCUCCCAAAAAUGUUGGCGAGCGGGGGAGAGGUAGAAAAAUUUGGGGGGGAGGUCGGUUUCCGGACAUUCAAAAAAAGGGGCGAAAACAUUUUUCAGACAUAAACCAAUUCAAUUAUGCAUCAAAAUAUUUUUUCGGACAAAUUCCUGUUAAAACAUGCAUGAAACCCUUAUUGUUUUACCAAUAUCUGUAAAAUUUAGGUUUAUAAAUUCUAUUUAAUUCCCUCUGGAAGCCACUGAAUAACUCUACAUUAUAUAAUUUAAAUUUUUUCAUUGCCCUGCCAAUCCAGAUGAUUUGCCCUGCCAAUCCAGAUGAUUUGUACUUUUGCCCCCCCUCAAGUUUCAUCCCUGGGUGAUACAGUAUAAAGUCUAAUUGGGAAGUGAUGGCACAGACUGAAAUUUGAAACGGGAAAUAAUAUCGCAAAGGCAGAUUGCCGACCUGUCAGGACAUCAUGUCAUUUUGUAUAAUAGCUAUUUAGUAAAUAAAAAUAACCAACCCCUUAACCUUCUAAUUGAAGCUAAUUGCAAUGCAUAUGGGGCUUGUGUAUGUGAACCAUGUAUCAGGCCAUUUUGUUGUUCUCACCAAAAGCUUUGCUUUGAUACCAAAGCGAGGCUUUGUGAUGGAAACAAUAGCAUGACUUAAACCCAUACAAGACCAAUUAUCUUGCUUUGAUGCUAGAAAUUGGUAAAGCUGUUGGAUAGUCAUUUCAUUAUUUUAUUAUAAAAUACAUUAUUCAAUUCACAGGCAUUUAUUCGUACACUGGAUGAAGACACAGUGAGAAAACUGGCAAUUAGAAGCCUAAGAAGAGGAAUAAGGAGUACGGAUUAUGUUCACACAUGGGCUCGGCAUGGAUAUUUGGGCAAAGGGAAUCGCAGUGUUUGCCCCUCUUGUGUAGUCCUCAAAAUAAGACUUUUGACUGGAGUUUAUAUGUGGUAUAGAGAACAAUAAUAUUCAUGAACCUUUGGUAAACUUUCUAAAGCAAAGGGAAUUUGAUUUUAAUAAUUUAUAUUCUAAUUUAUGUACCUAUGUAUAUAGUAAGUAAUAAAGAUUUUUUAUAUUUUGUACAAAAUUGGAAUGUGUCACUGUUACAUCAGUUAUGGCAAAAAUCAGUAUUUUCGUUUUGGUAUGUCCACACCGUUGCUGGUGUGAUAUAUGUUGCUGGUGUGAUAUAUGUGCAACAGUGGGGAGCAAUGUUGCAUUUAAGGAAACAUGACAGAUGAUAUAACCAUCAUUAUGCAGUCAAUCUGUUGCUCGUUUGAUAACCUUUGAAAUGAGAACUGGAAUGUACUCGAAUCCUUUUUCAACUUUCACACUUUUCACAUCCCACUGCCUGGUCCUUCUGUUGUUGGAAAGGCUCAUGAGUUUGUACAGGUGACUCAACACGAGAAAGGGUCUGUCAUCUGACCUUUAUUUUUAAUGGUGUAGAUGUUUGGGGUUCUGAAAGCAGGAAAUAUGAAAUAUUAUACAGCACUAAUACCUGUGGUCAAUGCUGUAAAUUAUAUAAAUAUAAACCAAUUCUUUUUAUAAUUUUUGACACAAUUUUUCUUUGUCUAUAUACCUUGCAAAAUCGUAUUUUAAAACUGAAUAUUAAUAUUACUCCCAUUACAAAGCACAUCCUAUAUAAAAGUGAAUGUCCUCUUCAUACCUUGGCUGAUGUUUGCUUGUUCUUCAAACCAUAUGAGACUCAUUGUGUUCUACUUCCGUUGUCAAGACAGGACUCAGUUGCCACCAGAAAGGUCCAGAAUCGAUGUGCUUGAAUUUCGUCGUUGUUUUGGUAGUAUUUUUGCAGACGCUGAUUCCCCUAAAUACAAAGCAAAAUAAAUUGCACAUUAGGCUCGUUUACUCUUCGAAAUAUAUUGAAAAUCAUAUUGUAAACCUACCUGCGGCGAAAUUCCAAUGGCAACAGAUGUGCAGCAAAGUUAGUGUCAUUUGAAUGUUCAUAUCCAGCACUUAUUUUGGCCUCUUGCCACGUAUCAAAUGUCUUAUCACUUAAAUAGAUCCUUCUGUGCUCUUUCUCCCAUAAAUUUCUGUAUUCUUUUCGGCUCGAAAACACCUUUUUUCGACCAGCAUUUUUCCUUGAACCCCCGUACUGAGUCAGCAUGACGCCCCGGGAGACGCCAUAUUGAAAUUCGAUACACUUGAAAAAGUUGGGUGAACUUUUUCAAGUUGAUCUAUGCGCAGAACGGAUGCGCAGCGGGUGACACUGCCGCUUUAAUAAUAGGAAGAAGGGGGGGGGGGGUUGGCAGCGGUGGAUAAGAAAUGGGGGGCGGCCUCAACUAUUUUGCCUCAAUUGGGGGCGGCCUCACACUGAAAAAUAUGUGACAGGGGGCAACCCCAAUUUUUUAAUACUGUCCUACUCAUUUUUAAUCUGUCUCGUCCUUAUCGUAUCCCACAAAAUAUUUCAUCAUUUUUAGUUCUUAUAAUUCGUAGUUUCCACUUUCCAUAGUUAUUACAUAUAUGCAGUUCACCAUAGGUGUCGGAGUAAAUAACAACCAUUUUGAAUGCUGGUCCUCUAAUUAUUUAGGCCACACAAUGUCUUACACCAGUAUUUGGCCCAUUAUCUAUUUUACAUAAAAAAAUGUAACAAAUUAAAUGUUGGAGUGGGGCCCCGGGCGUCCUAAGUAUUCUAGAUGAAGGUGGGGGCGUCUUGAAAAUAAAGGUUUUGCGAUCGGGGGCAGCUCUAAAAAAUGUUCAAUAUUUGGUAUUUAUCAACCCCCCCCAUUAUUAAUGACCAGUCCCUAAUUAUAUAUAUAUAUAAAUACAAAUGUAUAAUGAUAUAAUGACGUCAUGUCAUUUACUUGGCAACAAGACGAUACGGUCUGAACUAAUUACAGUCCUGCCAAUAGAAGAGUUCCGAAAAAUGUUGACCAGUUUAUAUUCUAACUUCGAGGAGUUCCUCUGAACAUAGCCUACGAGCAGGCUCUCUGGGUGAAAGAGAGCCUGCAAGGAUCCCUAUGAUAUUUACGUGCAUGCGUCCAAUAUUUGGACGCAGAGCUCUGAUUGGUUGAUAACUAAUUCAAAUGAAGUGAUUGACAAGCUUCCAUAUUAAACUACACUUCCCGUUCGUAAAACCGAGCAACGCAAAGCUUCGGAAUUGCGACAUUGUAGAGAUCAAAGUGUCAUGUAUUUUGCAUCCUUGUUCACUUUUUACAGUAAAAUAAUAUACGGUAUACUAUAUAUAUAUAUAUAUAUAUAUAUAUAUAUAUAUAUAUAUAUAUAUAUAUAUAUAUAUAUAUAUAUAUAUAUAUAUAUAUAUAUAUAUAUAUAUAAAUAUAUAUAUAUAUAUAUAUAUUUAAUAGAUUUGAAGAAAUAAUCCCCGAGCCGGCGGUGCGAAUCGCCGUGCGAGGGUACUAAUUCCCCCCCCCCCGGCUAUUUACACCCGUGGAAACGAAAGCAUUAGCGAAGUCUAAAGUUCAUCAAUCAUCGCGGGCGCUGACCAACGAACGACGAUCUUGAGUGGGUGGUCAUCCUCAUUUAUCUCAAAAAUAUGGCAAGCAAGAUUUCAAUUUUAAAAGACAUAUAUUUGCAAAAACGUUUCAUAUACAACAAGCUUGAAGCAAUUUUGUUUGAAGAAAUGAGAAGAAUUGGUUUACUAUGGGAAAUCGAGAAAUAUACGGCAAGUUUGCUUUGAAUAUUUUUAAAAUGUUUACGAAUUUUGUUGCUUUAACUUUUUACGUAUUAAAUAAAAAACAUGAAGUAUAGAAGCUCUCAGUUUCAUAAAUUACCGUUUAAUUUGAGAAAAAAUCUUAAAAUGUAAAGGCGAAGAAAUUGAUUUGAAAACUGAACUGAAAUUACCUAACAAUUUUAUUUUAUUUGUAUUAAACUUAUCAUGUUUUGUUAAGUAAAAACAGUUUAUCGGCAAAAUGUAGGUUUACUUGAAUGAACAUUUCAAAACAUUUUACGAAGCAUUUCAAGUUAAAUUUUACAUUAAAUCAAAGCUCACAAAAUGCAAAAUAAUAUACCUACAGUAUGUAUUUCGGAAAUUUAUUGUUGUAUAGUUAAAAGUACGAAUCUGUCAACUAUUUUGCAGUUUUGUACAAAAUAUAUGAAAAUAAAAAUUUUAGAAUAUCGUGUUGUCAUGGCAACACUUGAGCGCGAGCCUGCGUUCAGUGCUGGUCAUUUCUGAAUACUUCAUGUUUAAUGUGUGGAAUAUUGGCGAGGGGUUACUGCAUGCAUGUAUUUCUAGUAUACGGUAUAAAUAAUAUACGGUAGACUGUAUAUAUAUAUAUAUAUAUAUAUAUAUAUAUAUAUAUAUAUAUAUAUAUAUAUAUAUAUAUAUAUAUAUAUAUAUAUAUAUAUAUAUAUAUUUCAUAAUUCAUAAUAUAUAUGAAUAUAUAUAUUAUGUAUAUAUAUAUUUAUAUAUAUAUUAUUUUCAUUCAGUAUAUAUUUCAUAAUUUCCAGUCUUAAAUCCGUCUGACCGUGUAGCUCAGUUGCUAGAGCGUCAAUCUAGUAAUUUGAAGGUCGCGGGUUCAAGACCAAACCGCGGCAGACGACAUCUUUCUGCUUGCGCUGGGUAUGGAAAUUAUAUAAUACACAUUCUAGAACAUUUUCAUCUUAAUAUAUAUAUAUAUAUAUAUAUAUAUAUAUAUAUAUAUAUAUAUAUAUAUAUAUAUAUAUAUAUAUAUAUAUAUAUAUAUUAUUAUUAUUAAAAAUUUUAUUUCAAUACGGUGGUUACAUCAAAAUCAUUACAGUUUUGUAAAUAUUGUAAAUUCUAAAUUGAGGUAAAAACCUGUAAGCCGUAUAUUACAAUUUACAAUAUAUUAAUUUAAUUAAUUAAUGAUCAGCGGAAAAAUGGAAAUUUUUUUAAUAGAUCUUUGAACCGCUUUAAUGAACUCUCUUUUUUCAAAACUUCAGGAAGAGAGUUCCACACUUUUGCGCCGGAGUAAACAAAACUUCUCUUGUAAUAUUCAGUUCGAAUUAGUGGAAGUUCAACAUUCUCUGUUGAAGAACGAAGAUCACAAAAAUUAGCACCAGUUUCUGGUCUAAAUAAACCUAAGAAACAUGACGGUGCAUUAUGGUUUAAUAUUUUAUGCAUCAUCACUGCUUUGCAUUUUUGUCUUCGUUCACUCAACUUCUCCCAUCCUAAUUCGUUUAAUAUAUCAGGCUGGACCUUCGCGAAUAGUCGGCUCCAGUUAUAAUACGCGUCAAUAAUUGUCACUGAUGCCAUCCCAAAUAAUACAACAGUAAUCAAAAUAAGGUUCUACAAUAGCUCUAUAUACAUUCAUAAGAUCGUACUUUUUCAAGACUUUUCUAUUUCUACGUAGCAGACUAAUGCCGAUCGCUACUUUUCUAAGGCCGAUUUACACGACCAGUGUUUUGGGCACCCCUAAAAGUGGGCACCCGUACCUCUGCCUUUUGGCGUGUAAACGUGACAAAAUCGGCACCGGUGCCGCAAAAUUUAAACGUGCCGAGACUUUCUCAAGAGGUAGUCUCGGCACGUCUAACAAGCGGUGCCGUGCCCAAAUUUCGAAAAAAUAAAAAAUGUGUUCGACAUUGAGCAUGCGCAAAUUAAAAAAAAAACAAAGUUUGGCACGGUGCCCAUUUUCAGAGGUGCCGUGUCCGAAACGUUUGUCGUGUAAACCGGCCUUUAAUUACAUUAUCUAUGUGCUCAGCCCAUGUGAGAAAUUCGUCUAUAGUCACUCCUAAGCACUUAGUACUCUUAACUUUACGUAGAGAUAUAUCAUUAAGGGAAAGUGUCAGAUCACCCACAAGUGAAUUUAUUCUUUGUUUUGAACCAACAACCAUUUACUGUAUUUAAAGUCAGUUUGUUGGCUGUAAGCCAGGAUUCUAAAUGUUCCAGGUCUUUUUUCAUCUGCUGUUGAAGUUCAGAAAAAACACAUGCUGAGAAUGAUACGUUAGUAUCAUCUGCAUACAUUCGGGCAGUACCAUGAUUAACAGAAGUCGUCAAAUCAUUUAUAUAAAUAAGAAAUAAUAAAGGACCUAGAACUGAACCUUGGGGAACUCCACUUUUGAUCUGCACUUUACCAGAUAAAUAACCAUUAACAUAACAUUGUUGAGUUCUAUCAGUAAAAUAUCAAAAUAUGAUUUAAACCAAUGCAAUGUUUUAUCACAGAUUGCAAGAAAACUUAAUUUGGUUAAUAAUAUAUUAUGAUCAACAGUGUCAAAAGCCUUUUUUAAAUCUAAAAAUAAGACACCGUUGAUCAUACUUCUAUCAAUAUUGUAAUACCACUGCUUAGUUAAAUCCAGUAAUGCAGUUACAUAUCUAUCUAUCUAGAAAUGAACUAUUGUCGAAAUGUAGACACCGGAACAAAUUCCUAUUGAGCAAUAAAUAGAUUAUAAAUAACACUGCGAUAUAACACUUUUGACCUCAAACAUGUACAUAGUAUAUCCUAGGCAACAACAUAGCGCAUUAUUUAAAUUCACCUGAUGAGUGUGGCAAGACUCGUCUUGUCAUACGAAACAAAGUUGUAGUGAAAUAAAGUUCAUAUGAAGUAACUCAAGUUUGUUUUCUAAAGCGAAUAUACCGCUUAAAAUGUUUGUACUGACAAUUAUAAUGACAUUGCGAAACUCAGUCAUUAAUAUAAUUCAUAAAGAAAACACAAAAAUCAUGAUCGUGAAGGAGUUUGUUUAUCUGAUACAGAAUCAUGCUGAUUUACAUAAACUUUAGGUUUAAUUUUCUCAUGCACCAAAUGUCAAUCAUUUAUUUUAAAUUGUUGAAAAAUACGAAUGUUCUCAUCUAGACGUUUCACAAGCUAGCUAUUGAUAAUAUUCGCGUCCGUGCAUGUUCUAUAUCAGACAUACAAUCUCUCGCCUUCUGCUCGAGUUUGUAUAUCUGAUACAACACGGCUUCUCAUGCGUUACCUAUACUACUUGUGAAAAUCUGCAUUUACUAUUCAUAAGGAAUAGACAAAAGAAAUCAUGAGCGUGAAGGAGUUUGUAUAUCUGAUAAGAAUCGUGCUGAUUUUCUCACUAAAUAUCAUUAAUUUAUUUUCAAUUGUUGAAGAAUACGAAUGUUCUCAUCGGUUCGAGUUUGUAUAUCUCAUGCCGGAGUCAUGUUCUAAAUAGUAGUUAAAUGUUGCUUGUGUUCCUCUACAGGUCCAGUGUAUGUGAUCAUUGAGUAUGUUUCUCGUGGAGAUCUUCUUGGUUUCUUACGUAAAACUCGCGGUUUGGUUGACACCACAUACGAUGUUCCAAAUCACAUUCCACAAUCACAUUUAUCUCAAUGUCAGUUGCUAAGGAUGGCGUGUAAUGUUGCUAUGGGAAUGGCUCAUCUUUCACGUAAUCAGGUAUUUUAAUAAUAAUAACAGCAGGAUAACCAGCACUCCAGCAGACGAUUCAUAUCAUGGUAAUGAUUCUAAAUGUAAAUAUUACCGUUUUGUAUCUCGCAAUUUUAAAAUCUUAGUUUAAAAUAUCUUAUUUCAAUGAAAUUUUCCCUUACAUUCAUUCUGCUUUCUGAAGGUAAUUCAUCGUGAUCUGGCCGCAAGAAAUGUUUUGGUUGGAGAAAACUUGGAAUGUAAAAUCACUGACUUUGGCAUGGCUAGAGAUGUUAAGGCGACCAACUAUUAUAGAAAAAGAAGUAGGGUAUGUAUAGAAAUCAUACACUGCUCACAAAAGUCAUGCCCAGAAGUCUUGCUUUCAUCUCUGCGGUCAAUACAGGGCAGAGUGUAUAAAAUGAGUACAUGACACAAUGUGAAAAUAACCACUAAUUAAACUGAACCAUCCAAAAAUUUCAGAUGCCACUUUCAAUGUGGUUUCCAAAACAGUCCUUCUGCAGCCCUAUUUGUUUUAGUGUUUUAGUGUUUUAGUUAUUAAGUCAGAAGGCCAAAUUCACAUGCAGAAAUAUUGCGGAGUUUAAUGGCCAUUAUUUGUCCCCUUUGAAUCUCAAAUACCAUGUGUGUCCAACCAAGUACUUUUUAUUUAAUAUUUUUAUCUUUAGGGGCGAAUUCCACUGAAAUGGACUGCAAUCGAAGCUCUUGUAGAUGACAAAUACACUAUUGAAAGUGAUGUGUAAGUAAAUUGCGGAAGAAAAAACAAUUUCCUUCUAUUCGUUGUUCAAGUAGAUGAGCCCUCUAUGCCUAUUAUGGCUAUAGUACUAGUAUAAAAUAUUUGACAUUCUUACAAACAGACUACCUUUACAUCUUCUAUUUAUAGGUGGAGUUUUGGAAUACUACUGUACGAAAUUGUAACAAUGGGUAGGUCGAGUCAUAUUUUUCAGGCAUCUUACCAUGUUACUGCCAUAUAUUCAUUCUAUGAAAUAUAUGUACUAGUGGCUAUGUCUGAGUUUCAGAAAGUUCUAUCUUUCAAGAAACUUUUGAAAUAUGUUUAACACUGCUUACAGUGAAACUUAUAUUUAGUUCCCUAAGUUCUGACUAUAAGAUUUCCUUUGUUUCAGGAGUGGCUAAAAUGUAUAUUUUACUUUUACAAUCACCUUACCGAGUAAUUUGGAGCAAUUUUAUAACGCCACCCGGGCUUUGGCUUUCAACGAAAGCACGGCCUAAUAGUGCAUAUCUUAAUGUAAAAAACGAUAAAAUAAUUGACGUUAUCUUCAGUGAUUAUUGAUAAAAAGUCAACUGGAUGUGUAACAAGUAUUCUAUUUAGGUGGUAAACCUUAUCCAGGCAUGGGUGCAGGACAGGUGCUUCGAAAAUUGAAAAGUGGUUGGCGGAUGUCGAGACCAGCUCAUGUUGAUACUUCAUUGUAAGACAUUCUGGUUAAUCAUACAGUAGCUUUGCUGUGAAUCUCGCUGCCUUCUACGGAGCUUUUUUUUUAAAAUUUUAUUUUCCCAUGUACAUUACAAUUAUUAAUACAUUAUUACAAAAUAACUAUUUGGGCUAGAGACCUGCUAGAAACCUUUGCAGGCUUUUGUAUCUAGGCCACCAGUCAUGUCCUAUUUAGGUUAUUUUAUUAUUUACAGUAAAUUUUUAAGAUAAUAUUAAAUGCAGAAGAAAAGUUUUAUAAGGUAUAUACAAGAUAUUUACAAAUUUGAGGUAUGAAGGGUAAAUACUGUAGUGUUUACAAUAUUAUGAGAUAAAGAGAUAUCCCAGUUAGAUUUUUAUAUGGUAUUAUUUAGCACAAUGACAAUGCAUGGAAAUUGUCUGCAUGAAGAAAGUGUGAUUUCUGAAUCUAUGUAUUUGUAACUGGAUUUAGUAUAAAGUGUUGCUUAAUUAGUUUCUUGAAGGUAUUAUAGAAACUUAUGUCUUUCAGAUUUGUUUCUAAUUUGUUCCACACAUCUACUCCUUUAUUUGAAAGAAUGUGUUUUACAUAGAGCUGACGCGCUAUGGAGAAUUUUCAGCCGAGGCUGCAUUUCAACCCAGUUAAUCGAGACGAAAUUAUUUCACGAUUACAUGGCAAGUUUCAGCCCGGGCUGAGUUAAAAUCUCAGCUGACAAACCGGGGUGAAAUUCCAGCUAAAGAGUAUAUAAAUGUUGUUUAUGCGAGACUGUGGUUGCAUUAAAAAUAGAACAGACAGGAAUAAAGCCACUUAUAAUUGCUUGUCUUCUUCAACCAGGGCUGAAAUUUCCAGUCCAUUACAUGACGAUUUUCAGCCUGAUCAACCGGGUUGAAAUUUCAACCUUGAAAUUUUUGUCAUGUAAUCGCUUGCAGUGUUUUAAUACGAUUUUAUCCUUAGGGUCUCUUUACAUGAUCCCUGUUUGAAACUCAUCCCGGGCUGAAAACUAUCCAAAUAAAUUUGUAGAAACUGCAAUGGUUAUAAUGGUGCAGAAUUAUAUAGAUUUGUUUCACUCGAUCUGUUAAGGAAGCAGUGUAUUUCUAUUUCUUUAGAUAUGAAAUCAUGUUGAAAUGUUGGUGCAGUAGCCCGGAUGAUCGACCGUCUUUCUCCAUCCUUGCAAAAACGUUUACCGAUUUUAUCAUUGCUAAGAGUGUAAGUAUACUAUAUAUGUGAUAAUUAUAUAUGUCCCUAAGUCUUCUGCACAUUUUUAUGUAAUACAUUUAUAAUAUACAUUUUGCUCAAUUUUGAAGUUGGAUAUUUUCAUGAUAUUUAAAUGCAUAGCCUACUACAGUCCAUCUGUUGAACGAUUCAUAUUAGCACCUGUAUAUAGAUUCCAGGCUUUCUGGCAUUCUUGUCUUAAGCAAGAUAAGAGUAGGACUAGAAUUUAGGAAAAGUAGAAAUAGUUAGCCUAUACUUGUCACAUUAUGCAGACUAUGUCGUAGUCUAGAAUACAGUAGGAAAAUAUAAAAAGGUAGGGCAAAAGUAGGAAUUUUUGGAGAUGCCUAUAACAUAAAAAUACUAGAGGGCACUCAGAGACUGCAUACCUCCGCCCGUAUUGAAUUUCGGUUGUGUGAAAUGCAACUAAGACAAUAGAUAAUGAAGGCUGAAGCUUAAUUUAAUAAUGAGGUUUAUCAUCUCAUUAUUGUCUUAGGGACCGAUCAUAAAGUAAAAGGGGCUGGGAAAAUCACAUAUUUGGUGUCUGCACUUUUGGUAGCCCACCCCUUAAUAGCUGCACGAAAAUUUGUAGCCCACCCUUAAAUUGGUGCUGAAAAAUUAUGACCCACCCCUUUUCCAAUUUUUGUCCGGAAAAGAAUUUUUUCGGACAAUAACCUCCCCCCCGUCGACAACUUUUUUAGGUAAAAAAAUUUUCCGGACAA
Messenger RNA from Paramuricea clavata, 13319 nucleotides. The record is from the annotation of a GenBank genome assembly. Lineage: Eukaryota; Metazoa; Cnidaria; Anthozoa; Malacalcyonacea; Plexauridae.